This is a messenger RNA of Nycticebus coucang (slow loris), 1918 nucleotides long. RefSeq names its product peroxisomal succinyl-coenzyme A thioesterase-like. Gene Ontology annotation, molecular function: fatty acyl-CoA hydrolase activity. Bases 543 to 1808 code for a protein of 421 amino acids. Gene Ontology annotation, biological process: acyl-CoA metabolic process; fatty acid metabolic process. The record is from RefSeq and is a predicted model, not a curated record. The transcript is spliced from 3 exons. Gene Ontology annotation, cellular component: peroxisome. Lineage: Eukaryota; Metazoa; Chordata; Mammalia; Primates; Lorisidae.
UGUUUAUUUGUAGAAUUCUCCAUUUAAUAUGUGUCCACCCCAGUUGACCACGCAAAAUAUAUUGGCUUGUGAAAAUUCACUAACCUGUGCACGUAGGAUUUGCCCAUUGUGGAGGUAUGUAAGUUAUACUUUAUUAAAAUAAUUUUUUUUUAAGUUGCCAUAGAACCCAUAGAGAGGCUGAAAUUGGCUUGAUCUCACUCACCUCUGGCUUUAGGAGGAAUCCAGCAGUCAAGAACUUUCACUCCAACAGGGAGUGAGACAGAGAAGCGUCUUCGGGGCGGGUUAGGGCCACACCCACAACUUCCGGACGCCCCAGCUUGCCCCACCCGGGGGCCAGGACAGGAGCCAGGUAUUUUUCGCCUCGGAGGAGUCCCAGCCGUCGGGUCCACGGAUCUCAAGCGACAAGACGCCUCCCGGGCCCCUCAGCGCCGACCGCUCCUGGUGCCAGGGGACGCGGCAUCAGGCACGUCUCUUGAAGCGCUCGCCACUACCCCGACGUGCCUGGAGACCUCCUCAUCCAGCUCACCUGCCCCGACUCCGAGAUGACGGCGGCGCUGAGCCUGGAGCCCGCGGGCCGCUGCUGCUGGGACAAGCCGGUGCGCAUCGCCGUGCACGGCCUGGCCCCUGAACAGCCGGUCACGCUGCGCGCGUCCCUGCGCGACGAGAGGGGCGCGCUCUUCCAGGCCCACGCGCGCUACUGCGCCGAUGCCCGCGGCGAGCUGGACCUGGCGCGCGCGCCCGCCCUGGGCGGCAGUUUCGCGGGGCUCGAGCCCAUGGGGCUGCUCUGGGCGCUGGAGCCCGAAAAGCCUUUCUGGCGCUUUCUCAAGCGCGACGUGCAGACGCCCUUCGCCGUGGAGCUGGAGGUGCUGGACGGCCACGGGCCUGAGGCCGGACGGCUGCUGGGCCGGGCGGUGCACGAGCGCGACUUUUUGUCGCCCGGGGUGCAGCGGGAGCCUGUGCGCGCGGGCCGGGUGCGCGCCACGCUCUUCCUGCCUCCAGGACCUGGACCCUUCCCAGGAAUCAUUGACAUCUUUGGUCUUGGAGGGGGCCUGUUGGAAUAUCGAGCCAGCCUUCUGGCUGGCCAUGGUUUUGCCACAUUGGCUCUAGCUUAUUAUGACUUUGAAGAUCUCCCCAAGCAAGUGGACGGCGUACACCUGGAGUACUUUGAAGAAGCCUUGUGCUACAUGCUUCAGCACCCCCAGGUAAAGGGCCCAGGUAUUGGGCUUUUGGGCCUUUCUCUAGGGGCUGAUAUUUGUCUCUCGAUGGCCUCAUUCUUGAAGAAUGUCUCAGCCACAGUUUCCAUCAAUGGAUCUGCGUUCAGUGGAAACAGUGGCAUAUACUAUAAGCAGACCAGCAUCCCACCAUUGGGCUAUGACCUGAGGAGAACCAAAGUAGUUUUCCCAGGCCUCCUGGACAUUGUGGAUGUACGGAAUGAUAUGAUCGGCGGUUGUGAGAACCCUAGCAUGAUUCCAAUAGAGAAAGCCCAGGGGCCCAUCCUCUUCAUUGUUGGUCAGGAUGACCACAACUGGAGGAGUGAGUUAUAUGCCCAGGUAGCUUCUGAACGGUUACAGGCCCACGGAAAGGAAAAACCCGAAAUCAUGUGUUACCCUGGGACUGGGCAUUACAUCGAGCCUCCUUACUUCCCCAUGUGCCCAGCUUCCUUUCAUAUAUUACUGCACAAACCUGUGGUCUGGGGUGGGGAGCCCAGGCCUCAUUCUAGGGCUCAGGUAGAUGCUUGGAAUCAAAUUAUAUCCUUCUUCUACAGACAUCUGGGAGGUACCCAGAAGAGUGCUUUCCCCAAAUUGUAAUGCAUUUGUCUGUUGUUGACAUGAAAGUUUCAAGGUCAGUUUCUAAUCUUCAGUAACCCCGUGUGAAUCAGAUGUGUCCUGGAUAACAUUCAAUUCACAUCUUUGCCAUU